Molecule: messenger RNA, 798 nt
Organism: Quercus robur (English oak)
Lineage: Eukaryota; Viridiplantae; Streptophyta; Magnoliopsida; Fagales; Fagaceae
Exons: 1
Coding region: 200-562 (120 amino acids)
Source: RefSeq, a predicted model, not a curated record
CACAUUAAAAAAUGAUUGAAAAAUAUCUAAGAAAAGUUUAUAGCAAUGAAUAAUUCUAAUUAAAACACCACAAAGAAAAGCAAACCAAACAAGCCCUUUUUUUUGUUUUUUGCCUUUUCCUUUCUUUUCUCCUACUCCAUUAGUUCUCUCAUUCAUUCUUGAACCUUUCAAACUCUUGUGACCUUGUUCCUGUUCCCUCAUGGAGGAUUUCAGAUCCAAGUCAUGCAGGGAUGGGAGGAUGAUGCAGAUUGAGAGCUACUAUGGAGGAAGAGGUGCCCCAACAAGCAUGCAAGAUCUGAGGUCUUACAGUGUGAAUUAUGCAGGUUCAUCUGUACAGACAAAUAACCAGAUAGUACCAAAGGAGCUGAAGAUGAAGAAAGGGAAAAGCAGUGUUGGGGCAGUCUCUAAAAACUGGAGCUUCAAUGACCCAGAGUUGCAAAGGAAGAAGAGAGUAGCUGGGUACAAGGUUUACACUGUGGAGGGCAAGAUGAAAGGAUCACUGAGGAAAAGCUUUAGGUGGAUGAAGAACACAUACACCCAAGUGGUCUAUGGAUGGUGGUGAUUCAUGUGAUGGGUAUAUCUUCCUUUUCAUUUUUUUUAAGGUUUCUCUUUUGGUUUGUAAUGGAUUGUGAAGUUCUAUUAAGAGUUUGAAUAUCAUAGGACUUAAAAAGUCCUAUUUUUAUGCCAAUUCUCUAUAUAUACUAUAGUUCUAUUAUGAGUUCGAAUAUCAUUGGACUUAAGAGUCCUAUUUUUAUGCCAAUUCUAUAUACUACAGAUGUGGAAGUACUUACUGUCUUA